Botrytis cinerea B05.10 is the source of this 1785-nucleotide messenger RNA. RefSeq lists its product as hypothetical. Gene Ontology annotation, molecular function: lipid binding; protein binding. Gene Ontology annotation, biological process: actin cortical patch localization; actin filament organization; endocytosis. The transcript has 6 exons. The record is from RefSeq and is a predicted model, not a curated record. The coding region runs from base 327 to 1472 and encodes 381 amino acids. Gene Ontology annotation, cellular component: actin cortical patch; Rvs161p-Rvs167p complex; mating projection tip. NCBI's taxonomy places the organism in Eukaryota, Fungi, Ascomycota, Leotiomycetes, Helotiales, Sclerotiniaceae.
GAAUAUAUUCACAUCCAAUCCCAUAUUACCCACACACCACCUUCUUUCUUUACCACCUUUGUAGUGGUUAACAUACAACUCCAAACCUCAUUGGAGCUUCAACUCCCAUUCAUUUUGCAUACCACCAGCAGUCCGAAUUUAAAGAUAGCCAACUGUUCCUCGUCUUGUUUACCUUGGAUAGUUCAUCAUGUCGUGGGCAGGCUUUAAGAAGAAUGUCAAUAGGGCGACGACUCAGGUUAUGAUGAAGACUGGUCAUGUUGAGAAGACAAAUGAUCGCGAUUACGAAGUUGAAGAAAGGUUAGUUACAACUUUAUUACACAACCACAAUGGCUCCAACAAUGGCCGGACACGAUACCACGGAGGAAGAAUCGGACGAGGAAAUGAAGGCGCUCUUGAGAGCUGUGCAAGAAGUCAGUUUGCGCUUGACUUUGGAGAAUGCUGGUUACUCCAGUAACUCUGAGUCUGAAUCCGAACCCGAUUACGAGUCAGAAAAUGAAGAAGAGGCCGAGAUCGACGAAAACAAUUCAUCAGGCUAUCCUUCAACCACUUCCUCCAACUUUCUGUCUACACCAUCUGCUUCGUCUGCCGGUUACUAUCCAUCAAGCCCUUCCCUUCACUCGACCACGAAAUCCUCCAAAACUUUGACCGACUACCUUCCAUCAACUCCUAUUUUACAUUCAAAGUCGGCCUCUUCCAAUUUCGGAAAUGAAGACUUGGAAUGGGAUUAUUUCAUGACCCAGUUCAUGGCGGCCGAAACUGAGGAGGAAAAGGGAAUUGUAGUUGACCAAGUAUCUAGACGUUAUCGCACAAUGGAGGCCGCUUCAUUGAGACUGCAAAAGGAGUCGAAAGGUUAUUUGGACUCUUUGAGAGCAAUGACCGCUUCCCAGAUGCGCAUUGCUGAGACCAUUGAUGCUUUCUACGGUGAUGCCGGCGCAAAGGAUGGUGUCAGUCGCAGUUACAAGCAAGCUGUAGAGGAUCUCGACGCCGAGACAAUUAAAGCCCUUGAUGGUCCAUACCGUACCACCGUCUUGGAGCCCAUCUCAAGAUUCUGUGCCUACUUCCCUGAUAUCAAUGAAUGUAUUAAGAAGCGUAACCACAAGCUUCUCGAUUACGAUGCCAUGCGCGCAAAGGUUAAAAAGCUCGUCGAGAAGCCAGAUAAAGAUGUCACCAAACUCCCUCGUGCCGAAAAGGAAACUGAGAUGGCUAAGGCGGCUUACGAGCAACUCAACGACCAACUCUUUAAUGAACUUCCUCAACUCAUCGACCUUCGUGUUCCUUACCUUGACCCAAGUUUCGAAGCUUUAGUCAAAAUCCAACUUCGCUUCUGUGCUGAGGCAUAUUCCAGAAUGGCACAAGUACAACAAUACUUGGAUGCUGAUACUAGAGAGCAAUACGCGCAAGGACAUCUCGACAGCAGGGUUGAGCAAGUCUUGCAAGAAAUUCGCGAACUAAGCAUCAGUGGAACAGUUUGAGCAGUGCAAUUUCAAAAGGGCUUAAUAUCAAGGAAUGUUAUUUGCAUGGUACUUAUGGUACUUCAUGAAUAUAUGACUGGUGUUACAUGGAUGAAAGUUAGGGUUUUGACUGGCAAGCGUUGUCAUUUGACUUCGAUACUAAAGGAAGGCGUUUGGGAAAGUUGUAUACCAUUGCCAGACCCAAUUGUAAAGGACUGAGCAUGUAUCAUCUAAGAUUGGUUUUUCUGUAGACACGAGAAUUUUAUCUUGCUGCUCGCAAGAUCAUAAUCAUCACCUGGAAUCAUCUGUGUUAUCUAUUGCCUGUGAUGUGACA